Molecule: messenger RNA, 10662 nt
Organism: Schistosoma intercalatum
Lineage: Eukaryota; Metazoa; Platyhelminthes; Trematoda; Strigeidida; Schistosomatidae
Source: the annotation of a GenBank genome assembly
GAUUGCGGGUGUUUAAAGGUCACGUUACAUAACGCGACCUUGAAAACCCGUGUUGUUGACUUCCAUAUGAUCCUUCAGCAUAAAAGAAAGUAUAGACAGGGUUCUUCACACCCUCAUUACAACAUAUCUUCAGAUUGGAUGCACUCCUGCUGAAGAGUGAAAGUUACAGUUAUUUUGCAUCUUGCAGCAUAUAUGACUCCGGGAUGUUUAUCAAUAAAGAUAUUCUCUCUAGAUUAUUACUUUGCGUUGCCAAAUGAUUUACUGGAUAUAGGGUAUUCAAAGUUUGCAAGAUGUUUUUCACAUCGAAUCCCGAUUAUUCGAGUUUAUGGCACAACACAUACAGGCCAGAAAAUAUGUGCCAAUGUACAUGGGGUUUUGCCGUACAUUUUCGUUGAGCUGCCAAAUGUGGAGUCAGAUAUUCACGAAUUCGUCCAGUCAUUUGUUCUCAGCCUUGAAAAAUCCAUUCGUGCAAAGCUUAGCACUCUUAAUGUCAAAGAUGUCAUAGUUUUUGACGCUGCCGUGGUAUCUGGUUUUUCGAUAUACGGUUAUCAUGAAUCAAAAAAACCUUUCAUCAAGCUUUACCUUGUGGACCCCAGUUUGGUUUCCGUCUGUUCCGAGAUAUUGCUGAGUGGGGUCGUAUUAAAUCGCCCCUUUCAAACUUAUGAAUCACAUAUUCCAUACCUAUUACAGUUUUGUGUGGAUUAUAAUCUGUUCGGUAUGAACCUGCUUUAUGCAGGGUAUUUCAGAUUCCGUACCUCAAAUUCUGUAGGAUUUCCGUCGUUGGUAAGGAGCUCGGAAAAUAUAUGGAAUCCCAAAAAAUUUGGUCCGGAAUAUCUUCUAUCACCAGACUCUAUUCCGAAAUGUACAAGUAUGGAACUAGAAGUUGAUAUAUCUGCUUGGGACAUACUGAAUCGUCGAGAUCUGCAAGAUAAUUUAUCUAUAAAUCCUGGCCUAGAAGCUAUGUGGCAUGAAGAGAAAAUGCGUCGUGCAUCAAAAUGUAACAUUUCAAAUGAAAGACUACCUGAAAUGCCUACUCCUGAUGAAUUAUUACCAAUUAAACAGAGUGGUGUAGUUGAUUUGUCAACAAGUGAAAUGCAUUGUCUUACUCAAUGGACUAAUUUACUUUAUGAUCAAUAUACAUCUUUGGAACUUCAACAGGAUAUAAACUGUACAGAUUCAUCUGAUCCGAAUGAGUACAUUUCUAAUUGGCUUGAAUCCAGUCAAACAGAUGAUGAUAAUUUUGAUUGUGAUUAUGACGAUAAUGACGACAAACUGGACAUUAAUUACAAAGAGGAUGCUUCCGAAGAAGUUAAUAAUACUCAAUUGUCCGCUACUGUUCAACAUACUCAAGAAUCAAUUGAUUUAAAGUCUCCCAUUAAUAGUACUCUACAGCAACCGCUAGUUAAAACAAAAUCAGUUAGUAGUUUUACAACGAUAAGUUCAGCUGGUUUAGAAGACCUUUGUCGUUUAGCCAAUGCAAUUGAAGAAUUUGAUGCAUGGGUACCAACACCCGAACAAUUGGAUCAGUUGCUUAAUAAUGUAGAAUAUCCCGCAGAAGUUCAUUCUUCGUUGAAUGCAACAAAUAUUCAGCAUCCUCGACUAUUGGCUGAUGAUGAUGAUGAUGAUGAUGAUGAUGAUGAUGAUGAUGAUGAUGACGAUUGGAUUUGUAGUCCUACUGAAUUGGCUAAGAACAAAAUAUUUGAUAACAAUGUUUUGAACAGUACUUUGAUUAGUCGAAAUUCAGUCAUCGACCAGUCCAAUGUCAGUGGUAUAGACAAAGGACAGGAUGAUGACAAAACUUUAAUUUUAAAUGCAGCACAAUGUGCUCUGUCGUUUGUAUGCAGUCAACAAUCGGGGGUAGAUAAACCAACAGUUGGAAGUCUCUGUGCUACAAAAAAUGAGAUAACUGAAGAUGAUGAGUGCAUGUCUCAACCUGUUGGAAGUUAUUUGGAUAGUGAUGAUCUAUUCUACUCUAUAAAUCAUUCUAAUGAAGUGUUUAUCCCAACGCAAGAUUUGGAAUCACUUCAUGAAAUCGAUGAGGAUGAUGAAGAAUCAUGUGAUGUGUUCCAUUUAAAUUCAACUCCUUUACAAAACAAGAAUAUGAAUGAACAAAUUUUCCAUGCACAGGAUGAAUGUACAUUCUCUAAUUCUCCUAUAAUUCUUUCACCUUUAUGUCGGUCUGCAGAAAAUUCUCCACCAGAUGUCGCUGGGAAGAUUUUGAAAUCUAACUUUCAAGUUGAUAGUGUUUCAGAUAUACUUUUUGAUUCUUGGAGUUCUGAAAGUGAUACUUCAAAGUCAGGUAAUUGUAUACCUCAAGUCGAUGGAAACGUGGAUACAUUUCACACUGAUAGUGAUGGUGAUAAUCAGAGUAGUAGUACAAGUACUUAUUCUUCAAAUACUACUGUACUGAAAGCUAAAGGUGAAAGAAAUCGUCCUAGAAAACGUCGACGUCUUAGUCUACGUUUACCGAGAAAACACAUUUCAACUACACAAAUUACGAAUACACAAAGUACUUGUACAACAACCUCAAUUAUAUCGUCAUUUAGUUCAUCUAGCCUUCAAUUGAAUGAUAUUGAUACUAGUGUUUCUACUGAUAAUGUUUCAUUGAACAAAUCAACUUCAAUUGUAAACAAAAAUCAAUCUGUUUUUGAAGAAAACUUACUCACUGAUCUUAACAACUCAACAACUUGUCAUUCUUCUACUGUAAUAAACUAUUCAGUAUCUAACAGUAAUAAUCUAUCAAAUCCUGUUGUUCUUCUUGAACGUUUACCAUCACAUUUUGAGGUAGCUGAAACAUCUUUUCAACAAUCAGGACGUUUAACACCCCCUGAAGAAUUUUCAGAUCUUGAAAAUACUAUGAUAGCCAAUUCAGAGACACAAAUGAAUUGUUCGUCAGUUGUUUUGUCUGAACAACUACCUUUAUUUUCUUCAUUUCAUCAUGACUUUCCAGAUACCACAUGUUCACCAUAUACUUCCAGUUUAUAUACAGAUAAACUAAGUGUUUGUUCACAAACACAAUUAUCGCCGUUUAGUGGUAUAGAUCACCGAUCUACAAUUCAAUCAAAAAAGACAUCAUCAUCUUCACUCUCCUCUACUCCAUUUUGGCGUCCAGUAUAUCCAGCACCAAGAUUAGAGGUUGUAAAUAAGUGGCUUAAACAAUCAAAAACAUCACAGGAUUUUAAAAAGUCAAAAGUUGUGAAGGAAGAUUUCGUUUGUACAGAUUCACAAUCAGAAAAUGAUAAAGCGAUCAACCUUUCGAAUGAGUUAUUUCCACAGUGUACACCUGUUAAUCUAAUAUCAUCGACUAAUAAUGAACAAAAUACCAAUGACGAUUAUCAAACACUUUUAUGUCCACCGGAUAAUGAACAAUCUAUUGAUACAACACAACAUUCAACUGGUAAUUCUGUUAGCGUUUUAUAUCAAGGUGCUAAUCAACGUUGUUUCUCAUCGGUUCAGGUGGAUCAUACAACUGUAGCCAGUUUAGAAUUACAUUGUUCUAGUCGUUUAACAAAAUCACAUACUGUAUCAUCUAAUCAAGCAGAAUCGAAAAUAACCAAAAAAUCAUUAAUAAAAUGUGGUCUAAUUCCAGAUCCAGCUUUUGAUCCUAUUCAAGUUGCUUGUCUUAGUUUUUUGUAUCCACAACAAUCAUCUACAAUAGAAUCAACCGAUAAUACUCAUCGAACUAAUUUAUUUGUUUUAAUUCAUUCUGAAUUAUCUAAUACUACAAAUAUCGGAUUAUUUAAACAAUCAUUUAAUAAAUACUGUCAUGGAUUAACAAAUUAUGGUUAUGGAAAUAAUAGACAUCAAUUACAACAUAUAAUUCCUUGUAUCAUUUGGUGUUCAACUGAAUGGAAUCUUAUAUCUUGGAUUGUUUAUUUAAUUCAAACAUUUGACCCUGAAAUAUUGAUUGGUUAUGACAUUGAACGGUUUUCAUGGGGUUAUCUUGUUGAACGUGCCAAUCAUCUUGGACGACGUACCUUUACUAGAGAAUUAUCGCGUUUAGCAUCAGACAUUAUAAACUGCCCUCAUUGUCAUCAGUGUAUUGCUAAAUGCAUUAAAAUAGUUCAAACACCACCAACAACAACAUCUUCAUUGUCUGCCGCUACUACAAACAGUAGUAUUAAUAGUUGUAUUUUCACUGAAAGAAAUAGUCCUUGGCACUUUAAUACUCAAGAAUUUGUUAAUGAUCUAAAUGACCUAUGUAAUUGUCCAUGCAAUCCGUCGUAUUCCACAAUAGUAACAAACAAACAGUCGGAUCAUGCUAAUAACGCUAAUAAUUAUUAUCGUCGCAUAUGGCCAUGUGAUUCAGCUGCUGGACGUACUGGAGGUCCAUUCGCUUGUCCCGGUCGUGUUGUUCUAUGUUUUUGGAGGAUUUUAAUGCAUGAAGUCAGUUUAUUCGAGUACAGUGCAGAGACUGUGGUGUAUCAUUUGUUGAAGGAAUUUAUGCCUCGUUAUACAUUUGCACAGUUGAAUGAAUGGUACAUGAAUGUGAAUGGAGCUAACCGCUGGCGCACAAUCGACUAUUGGAUACGUCGUUCUAUUGUAAAUCUGAGGUUAUUGAAUACUUUAGAUUUGAUUGGUCGAACAAGUGAAUUUGCUCGUAUAUUUGGCAUUGAAUUCUAUCAUGUUCUAUCUCGUGGUUCUCAGUAUCGAGUUGAAUCUCUUCUCUGUCGAAUUGCAAGACAAUCAAAUUUUAUUUUACCUAGUCCAAGUGUUACACAACGUGCUCAUCAACUUGCUCCAGAAGGGAUUCCAUUGAAUUUAGAACCAGAAAGUGUAUUUUUCAUUGAUGGUCCUGUGGCUGUUCUUGACUUUCAAUCAUUAUAUCCUUCUGUUAUAAUCGCUUAUAAUUAUUGUUAUUCCACACUGUUGGGACGUCUUUCAUGUCUUCUUGAAGGUGAAGAAGUUUUAUUCAAUCUUGGUUGUUUAUCACAUUCACUUCCAUCUGGUCUAAUCAAGAGAAUCGGUCGAGAAGUUAAUAUAUCACCAAAUGGAGUUGUAUUUGUGAAAAAAUCAAUAAGGGAAGGAAUUCUACCACGCAUGUUAAAACAGCUGAUUACAACUCGUUUAAUGGUGAAAGAUUCAAUCAAAUUGUAUAAAACAAAUAAGUGUUUGAACAGAUUAUUAGAUGCACGACAGCUUGGAUUAAAAUUAAUGGCCAAUGUGAUAUAUGGUUAUACUGCGGCAAGUUUUUCUGGACGUAUGCCGUGUGUAGACCUCGGUGAUAGUAUUGUGCAUAAAGCCAGAGAAAUUUUAGAAAAUGCUAUUGAACUAGUUAACAAUGGCAAGAUUGUAUUACCAGAUAAUUGUAACGGUCUUCCAACACCACGAGUAGUCUACGGUGAUACAGAUAGUUUAUUUAUACACCUUAAAGGUUAUGGUAAAUCAGAAGCAUUCGAUGCUGCAUAUCAAAUUGCCAAGGAAGUAACAUCAAUGAAUCCGGUACCCAUUAAAUUAAAACUUGAAAAGAUUUAUUAUCCAUGUCUAUUGGAAGCAAAGAAACGAUAUGUUGGUUAUGCUUAUGAAACUGUUGAACAAAAUAAACCUGUAUUUGAUGCAAAAGGAAUUGAAACUGUAAGACGUGAUAGUUGUCCAUUUGUAGGACAAGUUCUUGAAGAAUAUUUUAAACUUUUAUUCAAUCAUUUCACUAUUCCAAAAUGUUUGAAAAAUAUAGAAGGGAAUUCCCAUGAAGAUAAAGUUCAUCAACCUUAUGAACAUUUGGAUAAAAGAUUAAAACUUGCUGAAAAUAAUCUAAGAAAUAAAAUUCAACAUUUUGCCUAUCUUCUUAUUCAUGGUAGAAUACCAUUUUAUAAAUGUAUUAUUACUAGACCCUAUUGGGGAUUAUCCUCUUAUAAACCGGGAACAUUUGCACCAGCAUUACAAGUUGCCAAACGUCUUCUUUCUAUGGAUCCACGAGGUGAACCAUUGCGUGGUGAACGUGUUGUUUAUUAUGUAACAGCUGGAAGAUCUGAUCAAACUUUAUUAUCAUGUGUUCGAAGUGUACAUGAAAUUUAUCCUUCUUUAUGGAUUACUGGGAAAUCCACUUUAUCACGUCGUGUCCUAGGACCACGUUUAAAUUAUGCUUAUUAUUUAGAUAAACAAUUUAUACCUCCAAUUGAAAGAAUGACACAAGUUAUUGGUUGGCGUGUUAGAAAUUGGUUAUCAGAACUUCCUCGUUACUUCACUUCUAAACAUCAUCGAUAUAUUUUGACUUCCGAACCGUCUCAUGUUUAUCCUUCAAGACCUCAACAUCAAUUCACCAAUUUAGGUUCACCAUCUUCAUCGUUUAUUUUAUCUCCUAAUUCAUCACAGCUUGAUUUAAUUUCACAAAAUCAACGUAAACAUCUUUAUCGUCCUUCAUCAGUUAUGCGUGCUUUUGUUGGUCAACCACCACGAAUUUGUCCUAGCUGUGAAACAUUAAUACCAAAUACUAGUUUUACUGAUCAAUUAGGUCAUUGUAGAACUUGUAUUGAUGGUAAUUCACGAUUAAUAAAUAUUGGAACUAUAAAAUUUGGUUGUAAUAUUCAUCAUGUACAAUCCCAAUUGAAUCAUUUAGAGACUAUAUGUUCAUAUUGUACAAUCCAUCAUGGUAUUACAUGUGAUCCUAUAUGGUUAUGUAAUAAUUUUUUUUGUCCAAUCCAUAGUCAACGUUUAAUUGCUUCAACUGAUUUAGCUUUAUUUUGGACACAUUAUAAUAGGUGUUUAAAACAAAUGGAUACGAUUAAUUCAUGUUCAUAUCAUUCCAAUCACAAUAAUAAUUCAAUAUCUGAUAUCAAUGUAAUUAAAGCAGAACAUUUGGAACAUCAAUCAAUAUCUCAUUUAAAUAUAAUCAAUAAAAAACAUUUGCAUCGUAAUAGUAUCCAAGGCAUGAAUUCAAAUGAACAAAACAUUAUUCAUCACCUAGAUACUACUACUAAUACUACUACAAUAUUACCAUUAUGUAAUUCACGUAAAUCAUCUAAAUUAUAUUCAUUUAAUGAAAAUAUAAAUAAUUAUGAAUUAAGUCUUAAUGAAGCACAAUUGCUAACAGAAGAAACAUCGAAAAAAUUAAAUCAAAUCAAAUAUAAAAUGAAUUCAUCACAGAAAAUUUAUUGUUGUUGCCAUGGUAACAAUUAUCAUCGAAAAUGUAGAAAUAAUAAAAUAAAUCCAGAAGAAAAUUUAAUUCAUUUAACAAAUCGUGGUGAAUUAUUAGAGAAUCCAAAUCUUAUAUUUAAUUAUGUUAAAGCAAAUGAAACAGAAAGACUCGUUGAAAUCUUAGCUUACAAUCCAUUAAUAAUAAAUCAAUGUGACUCAAAUCAACGUACUUUACUUCAUUAUGCUGCAAUGAAAGGUUAUUUGGAUUGUGCAAGUGUUUUAGUUGCACAUAAAGCAAGGAUUAAUGAACCAGAUCAAUAUGGUAAUCUUCCAAUACAUUUAGCUGUUAAAGAAGGACAUUUACUUUUAGUACGUUAUCUAUUAAGUAUUAAUGCUGAUCCAACUAAACCAAAUAAAGAUGGUCUAUUACCAAUACAUAUAGCAUGUGAAAAAAAUUAUUUCGGUAUAUUAAAGGCAUUAUUAGAAUUGGAUAGUGUUAAUGUAAAUGCAGAAGGUGAACGAGGAGCAUCACCAUUACAUUAUUGUUGUAUACAUGACAGUGUGGAAUGUAUGGAGAUACUUUUAAACAAAGGGGCUAAUAUAUUCUCAUAUGAUUUAGAGCAUACCUAUCCGGUACAUGUUGCUAUAGCUAAUGUUAGUCGUAAAUGUUUAAAUUUAUUAUUUAAAAUGGAAGCCUAUUUACAAGGGAACAAUUUAAAUCGAUCAAUAGAAUCACAUGGACUGAAAUCAUCAAUCACUAUGGCAACACAACGUACCCAUGUAUUACGUAAUAAUAAUAAUAAUAAUCACAUAGUGAAAUAUGAUUUAGAAAAUCAAAUUCAAUUUAAUCAAUCUGAUAUAAAAAAGAAAUCGAUCGAUUUAAAUCAGUCUGAUUAUCAACGAAGUCAACAAGAGAAUUGUUUAAUUCAUUUAACUGAUUGUGAAGGUGAAACUCCAUUACAUGCAGCAGUUACAUCAGGGAAUUCAGAUAUGGUUAAAUUUUGUUUAGAGCAUAAUGCAUUUAUAUUAGCUAAACAAAAUGAUGAUUCAACACCGGUACAUUAUGCAUGUAUGAAAGAUGAUUUAGAAUGUGUUCAAUUAAUGUUUGAUGCGGAUCCAUCAAUUAAAUCAAUUGUUCUACAAAUGCAAGAUAAAAAUGGUUAUACACCAUUACAUUUAGCAGCUGUUUAUAAUCAUGAAAAACUGGUUACAUAUUUAGUUGAACAGGGUUCACCUUUAGAAAUGACUGAAACAAAUGGAUGGACACCAUUAUUAUUAGCUGCUAUGAAAGGAGCUUUUCAAACAUGUAUUCAAUUACUUCGUCUUGGAGCAAAUCCUAAUGCACAUGAUUCCAGUAAUCGUAAUUUAGUUCAUUUAUUGAUGUUAUUUCAAGGUCCAGGAAUCAGAACAGUCCUACCAGAGGUGAAUGACGAGGAAUUAUUUAAACGAUUAGUCAAUGAAAAAGAUAAAUAUGGUACAACACCAUUACAUUAUUCAACUAAAAUGGGUAAUUUAGGUGCUACCAUAGAAUUUGUACUACGUGGUGCUUCUGCAUUAGAACGUGAUAAUGAACGUAAUACAUCAUUACAUACAGCUGCAUAUUAUGGUCGUUUACAUACAUGUGAAAAAUUAUUAGCUACAUCACAUGGUAUGAGAGCAAUGAAUUGUCCAGAUGCUGUUGGACGUUUACCACUUCAUGUUGCAGUUGAACAUGGACAUUUAGAAAUUGUGAAAAUGUUUAUUGAUCGAGGUUGUCUAUUUCGAAAAUGCCAUUUAGGUAAUACACCGUUACAUUAUGUUUCCAUUGGUGGUUGUAUAAAAAUAUGCAAAUUAUUAUUACAAUCAAGUCCAUCUUUAUUGAAUCAAACGAAUUUUCACGGAAUGACUGCAUUACAUUAUGCUGCCAAAGAGAACAAUGCAGAAGUAUUAGAUUAUUUACUGACAUCAAAAGCAAAAAUUUUACCUGAUAAAGAUGGUAUAUACUUUGUUACAUAUGCUUUACAACGUAGAAAUUAUGAAACAAUGAAAGCUAUUGUUACACAUUCACGUUGGCCAGAACUACAUGGAAUGUUAGACAAUACAUCACAAUGUCCAGUGGAUGGAUUUAUUCGAAAUAUGCCAUCAAUGUGUAAAAUAUUCUAUGACUUUUCAAUACUUCAAAGACCCAUGAAUCCUUGUGAAAAACCACCACAGGAUCCUAUGAAACGUAUCAAGUUAAUGGUCGAGUUGAAACGUGAAGAGUUAUUAAUUCAUCCACUUUGUAAAGCAUAUUUAGAAAGAAAAUGGCAAACUUAUGGACGUUGGGUUCAAUUAUGUGUAAGUGUUUAUUAUGCUGUUUUAUUAUUCGCAAUUACUUGUUUGGUUUUGGGUCAUAGUCCAAUACGUCAUGUAGAAAAUAUUGACAAAAUAUCAAGUUGUUCUGAACUGUUUUAUGAAACACCAACAAGAAUGUAUAUAUUUUCAACGAUUGCUGCAAUUAUCUUAGUUCUAACAGCUUUAGAUUUAAACAUUAAAAUAUGGCAAUUAAUAACUCAGAAAUAUGAAUAUUUUAAAGAUUGGAAUAAUUAUUUAGAAUUUUUAUUAAAUGCAUUAGCAAUGACUUAUUCAGCAUUAACAAUAAAGAAUCAUUUAAAUCAUCAUUAUAUUGAAUUAGGUGUAGUUGUGAUGUUUUUGGCAUGGUUUAAUUUUCUAUUACAAAUGAUGAGAUUUAAACAUGUUGGAAUAUUUGUUGUCAUGUUUUUGCAUGUAUUUGCAACUGUUGGAAAGUGUCUAGUUGUAUUCUCUGUGGUGUUUAUUGCAUUCGCACUGUCAUUUCAUGUUUUGUUUCGAGCUCCCAGUUAUUCAGACACAAUAACAUCAUCAUCAUCAUCAUUGAAUCAAUCAAUAAUCGAUUAUUGUUUUCCAAUAAUUCAUGAUAUUGAUUUUAAUAAUAAUAAUAAUAAUAAUAAUAAAACAAAUUUAUCAAUAUCAUUAGAAUUGAAACCAUUUCAAUAUUUAAGUUUAUCAUUAUUUAAAACAUUAAUGAUGAUGUUAGGUGAAUAUGAGCAUACAGCAACUAUUAUAGAACCAUAUAUAGGAAAUCAAUCAUUUCAAUUACAUUAUCCAUUGAUAACAUUCUUUUUCUAUACAACAUUUAUAUUUCUUGUACCAAUUAUAUUAAUGAAUUUAUUAAUUGGUUUAGCUGUUGGUGAUAUUGAAAAUGUUCGAAGAAGUGCUGUACAACAUUUAAUCUCUCAACAAGUUUAUUGGUUAGCUGAUUUAGAACCAAAAUUAACUGGAAUAUUUCGUUCUAAAUUAUAUAAAUCAAAUUGGAUGAAAAAAACUAAAUUAAAUAAGACUACAGGAUUCUUAGAUAAAUCUGGAUUCGAAACGACAUAUGAAGAAAAUCUAAUACAAAAGUAUCUUAAAGAAGCAGUUAAAAAAAUAACUUCUAUUGACAAAGAAACUAAAUUACAAACAACUAGAAUGGCUGCAAUCAUUGAAAAGUUAGAAAUUCGAUCAAAAGAAUUCAAUAUUGAUGAAGGUGUCUAUCCAAGAGGGGUUUCUGGUUUGGAUCGAAUUAUGGAAAUGGAUUAUGCAAUUCAUUGA